Molecule: messenger RNA, 2428 nt
Organism: Oryzias melastigma (Indian medaka)
Lineage: Eukaryota; Metazoa; Chordata; Actinopteri; Beloniformes; Adrianichthyidae
Gene: fez1
Product: fasciculation and elongation protein zeta 1 (zygin I)
Exons: 10
Coding region: 323-1540 (405 amino acids)
Cellular component (GO): cytoplasm; axon
Source: RefSeq, a predicted model, not a curated record
GAAGCCGGGACAAAGGGAGAAAGAGAGUGCGCAGAGACGAAAGCAUGCAGGGAGGGGUGAGUGGAUGUCGUCAGAGGCCCAGCAGUGCGCAGGCUCAGUGUGAGCUGGACUGGAAAAUAGCGGUCUGUGGGAGGACGGAGGGAAGGGAUCCAGAGUCCUGAGCUGUCCACACGCUGCCAUCUUUACCUCUCUGAUUUGUUUCGGAAUGAGUGUGAGUCCUGCUGCUCAUCACCAGUUAUUCCCUCUCGGAAAGACUCAGAUCCUCUUCAUCUGAGAAGCUUCGUCUAUUGCAGGGCUCCCAGAGCAGCCUGACGGGGACGCCAUGGAAGCCCCUUUAGUGUGCUUGGAUGAGGAGUUUGAGGACCUUCGGCCGUGUCGGAUGGAGGAUCUGGACCAUCCGGCUCUCAGCCACUCCUCUUUCUCCACCACCACGGUCCCGCUUGCCUCCAUCACCCGAGAGGACUUCUCUGAGCUGGAAAACUUCUCUGAGAUGAUGAGCUUCAAGUCCAUGGAGGACCUGGUGAACGAGUUCGAUGAGAAGCUCAAUGUCUGUUUCCACAACUACAACACCAAGACUGAAGGCCUGGCGCCCAUACGCAGCCAGUCCCACAACCAAGAGGAUGAAGAGCGCCUGCAGGAUGAAGAUGUGUGGGACGCGUUAACCGACAACUACAUCUCCACCUGGGACGCCACCAACUCUGAGGGACUCAACGGCAACCUUUCAGACCGUGAGAUUUGUGAAAAAGACGAGGAGGAGAUGAACGAGAAGAACGACAACGCCAACUGCCUGAACGAUGAGCCGCUCAUCACAGCAGAUCAGGUCAUCGAGGAAAUCGUUGAGAUGAUGGAAAACUCUCCUGAUCCUGGUGAAACUGAGGAGGAGGAUGAAGAGGAGAGCAGCCACUGCUCCUCCAGAACCAACCCCUCCCUGCUGGAGGAGAUCAGGCAGCUGUCACAGGCCUCCAACAACAACUGCUCCUACGAAGGCCUGAGCUUGAUGCCCAGCUCGGCGCUGGUGGAGCUGCUGCACCGAGUGGAGGCAGCCAUCCGCGAGUACUCCGAGGAGCUGGUCAACCAGCUGGCUCGGAGGGACGAGCUGGAGUUUGAGAAGGAGGUGAAGAACACCUUCAUCACUGCCUUGAUGGAGGUUCAGAACAGGCAGAAGGAGCAGCGAGAAAGCAACAAGCGCAAGCGCCGGGACAAGGCCCUGAGCCUGCAGGGAGGGGGGACCGUGACCACGAACGGGGGCAACUCAGGGGUCACGGGGCGCACCGAAAAGACGGGAACCAUGCCUGUCAAGCGCUUCAGCAUGGAGGGAUUGUCCAACAUCCUGCAGACGGGCAUCAGACAGACAUUCGGAAGCUCAGGAAAUGACAAGCAGUAUCUAAACACUGUCAUCCCAUAUGAGAAGAAAGGUACCCCACCAUCUGUUGAUGACCUGCAGAUGCUCACUAAAAUUCUGUAUGCCAUAAAGGAGGACAGUGAGAAGGUGCCUACACUGCUGACUGACUACAUUUUAAAAGUCUUGUGUCCAACCUAAAGCAGCACCAGGCCACAGGCAGAAGUGUGACGGAGGAAUCCUUUCCCAGGCUUCUCCAAGCUUUUCUCCUCUGGCCCAACAUGCAUGAGCCCCCAUUUUUCAUUAUUAUCAACCAUGAAUCCUCAUCGCCAACAUGAUCUUGUUUAACUAGACCACAACUACUGCCUCUCGCUGAGCGCACCUCCUCCCUUCAUGCUUAAUGGUUUCAAGCCAAACACAGAACAAGUGGGACGGCUCACAUUUACAGGACUUCACUACUGGAGCAUGAGUACAGCAACAAUCUCAAGAUCAGUGUGGUACAGGGAUGCAGUGUUCUCACUGCUUCAGUGUCUUUCAUCUUAUGUCUCAUAGCAGCCAAGUUUCAAUGUCGCACGUGACCAGGCCUCCACCCGUUUGCCAUGCUCCACUACCAGAACCCACCGGAGAGCCGAUGACUUUUUUCACUGGUGCAAACGAACUAUGAUCCACAUUUUCCAGUUUUGUUCCAGUGAUUUCUUCAGAUCUAAAAGCCAUGGACCUUUUUCUGCCAACUGAGUACUGUAGCUUCACUAGAAUGCAAACAAGCACACUCCUUCAGCAGGAGCAGUUCAGUGCAUUCCAAAGCUUCUUUCAACAUCUCCAAAUCCAGUGCUCUUCAGCCUUUUUUGUCCAAAUCUUUGUUUCUCACUCUUGUCACAUUCAUGUAGAGCUUGAUCAUAGCAAACGCUUUGGAUUAUGUUCCACCUGAGCAGUCUGUAGUUGUAUCAUUGAGUCUUCCAUCAUAUCAUCUCCUAGUGAGAGAAGCUCUUUCCUGUCAGGUGACUGCAUUUACACAUUAGCCUAUUUAUGACUUUCUUUGCUCCAUGUAAGUGAAUGUGCAAAUUCUAAUAAAACAUUAAAUCCUUACGA